Colletotrichum fioriniae is the source of this 1182-nucleotide messenger RNA. RefSeq lists its product as uncharacterized. Gene Ontology annotation, biological process: lipid metabolic process. Lineage: Eukaryota; Fungi; Ascomycota; Sordariomycetes; Glomerellales; Glomerellaceae. The record is from RefSeq and is a predicted model, not a curated record. Gene Ontology annotation, molecular function: phosphoric diester hydrolase activity.
AUGUCGCCAAUGUCCAGUCUGGCCCUCAAGGCCGCUCUCCUGCUUCCCCUCGUGAGUGCUGCUUCAUGCAGUAAUGAGACCUAUACCCACAAUGGCCUCACCUGGUCUCGCAGCAUCCGCAUGAACCAGGUCCAGGUCGUCGGCACGCACAACUCGUACCAUCGCGAAGCGCCACUUGAGGAGCAUCCCACUCAAGCGACGAUGCUUCCCAACGUCCAGAACUACUACUACUCCCACCCGUCCCUCGAUAUUCAGCUCAACUACCAGUCCAUCCGCAAUCUUGAGCUCGACAUCUUUGCCGACCCUGAGGGAGGCCACUACGCCACGCCCCUCAUCCGCAAGCUCGCGAACCUCUCCACAACUCCAGACCCCGAUCUCCUCGCCCCGGGGAUCAAAGUCCUGCACGUCGCUGACGCAGACUACCACCCUACCUGCAAGACGUUCAUUGGGUGCUUGAACAUCGUCAAGAAGUGGAGCCAGGCACACCCGGACCAUGUCCCCAUCCCCUUCAUGAUCGAGUUCAAGACCUCCGAAGCCGCCUUCGCAGCAAUCGGCGGCGCGUCUCAGAUCCCUUGGAAUGACAGGGCACUUCUCAAGGGCCUCGACGAUGAGAUCCGCAGUGUCUUUGCACCCGAGGACCUUGUUACCCCAGAUGAUAUCCGUAGGGGCAACUUGACCUUGGAGCAGUCCGUCUUGCAGUAUGGAUGGCCCGACUUGGAGAGUGCCCGUGGUCGCGUGCUCUUCCUAAUGGACAACGGGCCCGUCAACCCCAUCCGUGACUCUUACACCCAGGGCCGGCCUAACCUUGAAGGCCGUGUUCUCUUCACAAACUCUGCACCCGGAAACUCUGAUUGCGCGUUCCAAAAGCUCAAUGACCCCACUGGUACCGAACAGGCCAACAUCCAGGCGCAGGUCAAGGCGGGCUACUGGGUCCGCACACGCGCCGACAUCCCACUCGAUACUCUGCUGUCCAACGACACAACGGGGAUGCGUGAGGAUGCUUUCUCCAGCGGUGCGCAGAUCGUGUCGACCGAUUUCCAGGCCUACGGCAUGAGCAGCCGCUGGAACGUCGACUAUGCCGUUCGCUUCAAGGGUGGUGCGGCGGUGCGGUGCAACCCCAUCAACGGGCCCGCCGACUGCGCGAGCGAGGCGUUGGAGCCGAUUAAAUACAUUCGCAACUAG